This is a messenger RNA of Symbiodinium natans, 729 nucleotides long. The record is from the annotation of a GenBank genome assembly. NCBI's taxonomy places the organism in Eukaryota, Dinophyceae, Suessiales, Symbiodiniaceae.
AUGGCUCGGUGCAACGCGCUGGUUGCGGCAUUGACCGUGGCCGCGGCCGCCUCAGAGUACCAGUUCUUGAUUACGGAACGCUUCAGCAGCAGCGACUGCAGCACAGGUAAAACCUAUUCAGAUAUUGGGACCCCGGUGGGUGUGUGCCACCCAAGCAAUGCGGAGUACCUCAAAGUGGAGAUCAUUGGCUCCGAGGCCAUCCACAGGUACUACAAUGAAUCGGACUGCUCUGGCACCGUGCUGAGGAAUGAGACCCUCGACACGGCUUGUAUCCAGAGCGGGGCGACAUGGGUUUCGAGGCGGGUGGCGAUGCAUGAUGGCUUUGACACUGUGCAGUGGGCGGACAAGAACUGCAGCAGCACAAGCACUCAGAGUGGCGAUCCGCAGGCACUCGGCAUCUGCGCGAUCCCUACACCCAGUAUGUCCAUGAUGUGGGUGUGCAACGCGACCCGCAAUGGCGUGCAGAUGAACAGCUAUGCCAGCGGCAACUGCACCGGAUCAUGGGAUGUACUAUCUUUCAUCCCUGCAACUACCGAUCUCUGCCAGGAAGAACAGUGCGGGAGCACCGCAAUGUCCGAUUGCUUCUCGACAACCACGACGUCGACAUCGGCAAGCGACGCCACGACGACAUCGGUGUCGUCAUCGGCAUCCUUGCCCUGCAUAUCCCAGAUUCUCGCCGUUGCUUCUUCAAGUGCUUACCUCGUGUCUAUUGCGCACGGGCAUCUGUAA